This is a messenger RNA of Copidosoma floridanum, 1677 nucleotides long. RefSeq names its product iduronate 2-sulfatase (gene Ids). Gene Ontology annotation, cellular component: cytoplasm. The record is from RefSeq and is a predicted model, not a curated record. Gene Ontology annotation, molecular function: iduronate-2-sulfatase activity. NCBI's taxonomy places the organism in Eukaryota, Metazoa, Arthropoda, Insecta, Hymenoptera, Encyrtidae.
AUGAAAAAUCGCGAGAAAGUAACGAUAGCCCAGCUGAUUCUUGCGACGAUGAUACCAAUAUCAUCGUUAAUCGCCGUCGACGCUCAUCGAGAACGACCGAAUUUCCUGUUCAUCAUAAUCGACGACCUCCGGCCCGUCCUCGGCGCUUACGGCGACGCAAAAGCUCACACCCCGAACAUCGACCUCUUGGCUCGGCAGAGCGUCGUUUUCGAGCGCGCCUAUGCCCAGCAAGCCCUCUGCUCGCCGAGUCGGAACUCUCUUUUGACGAGCCGACGACCCGACGACAUUGGCCUUUACGACUUUUCCAGCCACUGGGCCGGAGUGGCCUGCAACUUGACGACCCUGCCCAAGUAUCUAAAAAACAACGGCUACGUAACGAGCGGCUUUGGCAAAGUUUUCCAUCCAGGUGUGCCGAUGAAUAAAAGCUGCGACCACAGAGACUCUUGGAGCGAGCCGCCCUUUUACCCAAGUACCGAAAAGUACAAAGAUGCUCCGGUUUGCCGGCAAGGCAACUCGACACCAGACAGCAAUCUCAUUUGUCCGGUUCGAGUGUCGGAAAUGCCAAAUGCAACCCUGCCGGACCUUGAAAUUUUGCAGGCUGCCAAGGAGUUUUUGAACAAACAACGCCGAGAACCGUUCUUUCUGGCCGUUGGAUUUCACAAGCCCCACAUUCCUCUCAAGUAUCCCAAGAAAUAUUUGAAGUUUCAUCCUUUGAAAAAAUUUUCACUGCCGCGCAAUUACGAGUGGCUGGAAAACGUAAGCAACGUCGCUUACAACCCUUGGACGGAUUUGCGCAGAAGGAGCGACGUGCGGAAAUUGGGAUUGAAUUGUCCUUGGGAAAAAAUACCGGAAAAAUUCGCUAUAAAAAUUAUACAAUCGUACUACGCAGCAGUAACGUAUAUAGACGAGCUUAUCGGCAAGCUUUUGAGAAAGAUUGAUAACUUAAAAAUUCGAGGUGAAACUAUCGUGAUUUUGACGUCCGAUCAUGGAUGGUCGUUAGGCGAACAUGCCGUUUGGUCCAAGUACAGUAACUUUGAAGUUGCCGUACGAGUACCUUUAAUUAUUUCAGUGCCUCAUCUUACGCACCUAUGGAAAGACAGCACGAAAUUUGAUUUUAAUAAUCGAACACAACGAAACGUAUUUAACAACCACGCAGAAGGUCAGCCCGUUGAGCUGUUGGAUAUAUUUCCAACUGUGGCGGAAUUGGCAGGUUUUCCGAUUCCUACCUGCCCCGAAGAAAAUACGGCAACGCCUCGAUUUUGUACUAUGGGAUCGUCUUUGAUUCCCCUAAUCACUGCUUCAACUAAAACUAAGAGUAGGUCUGUAAACAGAACAGCCAUAAGUCAAUACCCUCGACCUGGAGUCGAUCCUGUAUGCAACCCCAGCAGUGACAAACCCCGGCUUCGACAAAUUUCUGUUAUGGGGUACACGAUCCGCACGGUUCAAUACAGGUAUACUGCGUGGGUAAAUUUUUCUCAAGUGGUCAAGUUACCGAUUUGGCAGUCAAUACUGGCAGAAGAACUUUACGAUCACUACACGGACUCGUCCGAGAGUUCGAAUUUAGCGAGCAUACAAGUUUUCCAACACAUCAAAUAUACCUUGAAGUUAAUGUUAAUGGAAAAAUUAAAACAGCGAUUAAAUGGAGCUAACAACAUAUCCUAAUUGACUGUGAAUCGU